Messenger RNA from Clonostachys solani, 1395 nucleotides. The record is from the annotation of a GenBank genome assembly. Lineage: Eukaryota; Fungi; Ascomycota; Sordariomycetes; Hypocreales; Bionectriaceae.
AUGCAAAACUCAAAUAGGCGAGAGGAAGCUUACAUCUACAUAAGCACUGCAUUAAGGUUGGCUAUAUCUCAUGGGUUCCACCGCGAGUCUCGGCUAGAAAAGUUUGCCCAGUCCGAGAGGGUCAGGCUCAACCGGCUCUGGUGGACCGUGUAUAUGCAAGAAAGGCGCCUAGCAGCUGCGACAGGCAAUCCAUCAGGUAUCAAUGAUGAAGCGAUCGAAUUGACGCUGCCAACAAACGCGCCAGGAUUUAGCCCUGCAGCGCCGUUGUGCACGAAUAUCAAAAUUGGUAGAGUGGUUGGAAGAAUCAUAAGUGAUUUAUAUGGAAAGGAAGCGGAAACAGAACAGGCGUUCGUUUCAAACGUCCAGGAUAUUGUGCAGACGCUAUACGAUAUAUCGCAAAGCAUACCAUCGGAACUUGAGACUAGUAUGCGGAAUUCUGGAUCAGACCUCUCUCUGAGGACAACUGCUAUGCUGCAUUUAAUGCUUUAUCAGGUGCGAAGUGGAAAACCGGUUGCAUCUGGUUCCAGUUUGGACAGCUUUCUAACAAUGUAUAACCAGGCGACGCUUUUGACAAUACGGCCCAUCAUGUUACACGUUACUCAGCUAAUACUGGAGAACAACAUCUCCUCGGAAGAAUCGUUGUCUAGGACACCUCUGGGGAAGCUCACUGAAACUUGCAUCGAGGCAGCUAGACGGAUGCUAAAGGCUAUCAUCACAUUAAAGAGCAAGAAUAUGCUAGUUAUCUUUGGCUUUUUUGACCUUGAAUCGGCAGUCUCGGCUGCUGUCGUGAUGAUCCUUAUGGCACUGUAUAACUCGGCAUGCCCAGAUCAAGACCGCUUACAUCCAACACCUGGACUCAAUGAUGCGCUUGAAGUGCUACAAUUUUUGUCUGACAAGGGAAACAUUUUUGCCUUCCAGCGGCUCCAAGAGGCACAAAGACUUUGGGAGCUGACAAGGCCUUUCCUCCAAAGGGCUCGUACAGAAACAAACAGCCACAAUCUGGCGUCUGAAUUGAACCACAGGCCUAAAUUCGCCACAGUUAACCAUACAAACAAUAACGAAAAUAACAACUGCCCUCCACAGUGGGAAACAGGAUCAUUUCAACAACCGAACACUCACGAAAAUCUUACUGGCAAUGCGGCCAACGACGCAAGCGUGAUAAACAUGACGACGCUGGAUAGUGGUCUAUGGGAUGAAAUCUCAAACAUUUGGGCCCUUCGACCGGAUCCUGAAGGUAUCUCUUUGGCGCAAGGGGAAUCAGUAACUAACCCACUUACGGAAGAUGCCUACAGAUACUAUUACGCCCUUUACAGCAACGGGCAAGGGACUUUCGUUGGAGAUGAUAUGGAAGGCUUAACGGACCUGGGCAGAUAUCUUUUCAAUUCUGGAACCUAG